AUGUCACUUGUUUCUGCAGGUGCUGGCCAGAACCCCGCGCGGCAGGCGAGCGUUGCUGCGGGAAUCCCUUACUCGGUGCCAGCCUGGAGCUGCCAGAUGAUCUGCGGGUCGGGCUUGAAGGCGGUGUGCCUGGCUGCUCAGUCCAUACUGACGGGAGACUCCAGCAUCGUGGUGGCGGGAGGCAUGGAAAGUAUGAGCAAGGCUCCUCAUGUCAUUCACAUGCGAGCUGGGGUGAAAAUGGGAGAGGCUUCCUUGCAGGACACUAUAAUCCUUGAUGGCCUUACAGAUGCUUUUUAUCAGUAUCAUAUGGGUAUAACAGCUGAAAAUGUGGCCAGUCAAUGGCAAGUCAGCAGAGGGGAACAAGACCAACUUGCUGUACAGUCACAAAACAGGGCAGAGGCAGCACAGAAAGCUGGCUAUUUUACAAAAGAAAUUGUUCCCGUUCUUGUACCUUCUAAAAAAGGUCCUAUAGAAGUUAAAACGGAUGAACACCCUCGGCAUGGGAGCAACUUGGAAACCAUGACAAAGUUAAAGCCCUGUUUCCUGACAGAUGGGACCGGGACAGUAACAGCAGCUAAUUCUUCAGGUAUAAAUGAUGGAGCUGCAGCUGUAGUUCUAAUGAAGAAAUCGGAAGCUGCUAGGAGAGGUCUCAUGCCUUUGGCUCGGAUUGUAUCUUGGGCUCAGACAGGCAUAGAUCCCUCUAUAAUGGGAGUAGGACCCAUUUCAGCAAUCAAGAAAGCUCUUGACAAAGCCAGCUGGACUCUGGACCAAGUUGACCUGUUCGAAAUUAAUGAAGCCUUUGCAUGUCUGUCUCUUGCAAUAGCAAAAGAACUGAAAGUAAAUCCUGACAAGAUUAACAUGCAAGGUGGAGCUAUUGCUCUUGGCCACCCUCUUGGAGCCUCUGGCUGUCGCAUCCUCGUUACUCUUCUACAUGCACUGGAACGAACAGGUGGAAAACGUGGUGUUGCUGCUCUCUGUAUAGGAGGCGGCAUGGGAAUAGCCAUGUGUGUUGAGAGAUGAAUGUAAGUGAAGAGCCAGUGUUAACUACGGUUUAAGAGAGUUUACUAAUAAACUUCUAAUGAUGGAGCUUACCUCUGUUUUGCCUA
Molecule: messenger RNA, 1106 nt
Organism: Apaloderma vittatum (bar-tailed trogon)
Lineage: Eukaryota; Metazoa; Chordata; Aves; Trogoniformes; Trogonidae
Gene: ACAT2
Product: acetyl-CoA acetyltransferase 2
Exons: 7
Coding region: 1-1020 (339 amino acids)
Biological process (GO): fatty acid beta-oxidation
Molecular function (GO): acetyl-CoA C-acetyltransferase activity
Source: RefSeq, a predicted model, not a curated record